AUGGGCCAGCUUGAGCAGCUCGGCCACGCCCCGCGGAGCGCGAACGGCUCAAACUCUGCGCGUACGUCACCGAUGGUAUCGCCGUCCUCUCUGCCUUGUGAGCUCGAGUCGACGUCGUCGCGCGAGCGCGUCGCUCCAGCCGUGGAAGAGUGGAUGGCGAAGGCGCGCGAGCGCAUCGACGACUUCAUAAGCGUGGCGGGCUCGGCGCCGAUCAGCUACGUGCAGGACGACGCGGACGGCUCAGACGACGAGUAUGAGGACAGCGAGUACGAGUUCGCGAUUGUGGACUACAACGGGGAGGUGACGACGCCGGAGGUCGCUGCCAGCCGGCGGGACUCCGCGCCUAAUGGUGUGCCAACGAAGAAGCGCACUUACUCUGGGAAGCUCGCCACGCUGCCGAGCGAGGCGGCGCCGUACGGGCUGAUGGCGAACCUCAGCCUGAAGGCCCAUCCGCGCCGCGUCGGCAGCCAGGGCGAGGUGAUGCAGAGCCCGGAGGAGGACAGCGAGCUGAGCAUCGCGAACGACGACUUCUUCCGGAAGCGCUCCGUUCUCGAAGCGAGCCCGGGGCCCGACGCGGAGCGUCCGCGGGAGACUGCCGUAUUCGAGUACCCCGCCAUCCUCGCGCGCGGCAUCAUCACGCCAGACAUCGCCGAGUCGCUAUUCAGCAUCUGUUUCGGGACCAUGAACCAGUCCGUGUCGUUGCUCGACCCCGUCCUCUAUACGGCACCUCGGACGUGUGUCCGCAGUCCGUUUCUGUUCACCGUUAUCUGUGCGCUGGCGUCGAGGUUCCAUCCUGAUCACCUCAAGGUGUAUCCCCAGCUCAUGCGCUUCGCGCAUCUUGCUGCUGGGACGGCGUUGAUCAGUGGCACGAAGACCGUCGACAUGUGCCAUGCUUUCAUUCUUCUCUCUCUAUACCCUAUGCCUACAAAACGCUGGGAGGACGACCGAAGCUGGAUAUUCCUCGGAACCGCUAUCCGCAUCGCCAUGGACCUCAACCUGCAGUACCCCAAUACCGCAAAGCCGCAGAACGAGAAUCACGCGCGCGAGAUGCUGAACCGCACGCGCCUGUGGAUCAACUGCUACAACCUCGACCGCUCGAUGGGCUCGCAGUACGGGAAGGCGCCCGUGAUCAAUCAGGCGGACUACACGGCGACGCACACGCACGACUGGUGGCGCUCGAGCCCGUACAAUCUGCAGAACUUCGACAUCCACCUGUGCGCGUACAACGCGGACCUGCGCGCGCUGUCGGGGUUCAUUCGGAAGGUGUACAGCAACCCGGACCACCCGAUGGGGUUGAAUAAGGACGUCGAUCUGGAGCAGCUGUCGAUGGAGUCGGACGACGAGAUCCAGGCGCUGCAGAAGGAGUGGAUGGGCAUUAUUGAGCAGACGGACAUGACGGACUCGCAGAACCGCUUCCGAGCAGGGCUGUUGCGGCUGGCGUGGAGCUAUGCGCGGUUGGCCGUGCUGUCGUACGGGUUCCAGCAUGCAUUCGGGAGGACGAAUGCGGAUGAGAAUCCGUUCUUAAUGAGGUGCUUCACAGCAGCGAAGGACGUAGUCACUUCUGCGCUUGAUGGUCUAUCUCAGCCUGAUCAAAAACUCUACCUCCGCCACGGCCCGGAGGCUCAGAAGGUCUUCGUCACGUUCGCCGCCUCCUUCCUCGUCAAGCUCCUUCAACCAAAAUUCUCCCACUACUUCGACUACGACCGUCGGGUUGAGAUCCACGGCCUCGUCACACGUGUCAUCGACUUUCUCUCCAGCCCCGACAUCGCGGUGGACGACCAGCAUGGGCCGAAGUUGCAUGCGCGGUUUCUCAAGGGGCUCCUCGCCUCUCCGCUCGCGCAAGUGACCCAGGUUCGCAGGACAUCGUCGCAGUCAAAGUCGUCGCAUAACUCUCCACCGGCCGCGGCGUCGUCGCCCGAAUCAACCACCGGCAUGCCGACGCCGGCAACGGCAGCGACCUCGUUCAAUGACUUCACGCCAAUCAACCCCUUCGCCCAAUCGGCGCAUACGAUGGGCACGGCGACGGGCGAUGGCGCAAACUUCAACCUAGAGGACAUGUUCAGCCCACCGCUGCAGUAUGAUGCGGCCAUCUUCGCGAGGAUGCAGGAGCUACCUGCCCAGUGGUCGGAUAUCGCGGGGAUGAGCACGCUGCCGGAGCAAAUGAUGCCCGAGAGGGCGGACGUGCGAGGCGGCGGGGAGGUGGAUUGGUUCACGCAGUUACAGAAUCUCAGUGCUCAGACCCCGCAGAGCGCGGAUUGGCAGUAUUGGCCAUCGCAGUAG
Messenger RNA from Schizophyllum commune H4-8, 2280 nucleotides. RefSeq lists its product as uncharacterized. The record is from RefSeq and is a predicted model, not a curated record. Bases 1 to 2280 code for a protein of 759 amino acids. The transcript has 6 exons. Gene Ontology annotation, molecular function: transcription cis-regulatory region binding; zinc ion binding; DNA-binding transcription factor activity, RNA polymerase II-specific. NCBI's taxonomy places the organism in Eukaryota, Fungi, Basidiomycota, Agaricomycetes, Agaricales, Schizophyllaceae. Gene Ontology annotation, biological process: regulation of DNA-templated transcription; DNA-templated transcription. Gene Ontology annotation, cellular component: nucleus.